AUGACUAUGGAGAAUUUUGCUGUUUUACCCGACUGUGAAAUAAAGAUUUAUUCGAUACGUACACAAAGGACAGCAAAUCAAGAAUUACAAAGUUGUUUGCACUACAUGGACGGUGCCGUGUCGUGCUCCGACGAGGAGUGGGCCUGCGCCGACGCGCUGCGCUGCGUGCCGCGCGCGUGGCGCUGCGACGGCCGAGCUCAUUGCGCCGACGCCUCCGACGAGUUGGACUGCAACCCUUCGGACAAGCAGUGCCACGGCGAUGAGUUCCGGUGCGCCGUGAACAACCUGUGCCUGGCGCGUUCAUGGCGCUGCGAUGGCGACCCUGACUGUGGCCAAAACGACCUUUCCGACGAGGACCCCUACAUCUGUCAAAAAGACUUCAAGUGUCCAGGUAAUUGGGCAAGGUGUGCGACACCCAUCGAGGGCCAGUUCACGUGCGCACCAGUGUACCACUUCUGUGACGGAGCGAGGCACUGUCCGGACGCUAGUGACGAGUGGGACAUCUGUGACAACUUCACGGCGAGCUCUUGCGAGGCUCUGCACUGCGAGGUGGGCUGUCGGCCGACCCAUAGCGGGCUGGCGUGCUACUGCCGCGAGGGCUACGAGCCUGAUGACAAAGGACACUGUGUCGACACCGACGAGUGCCGGCUGGACGACAUGUGCGCGCAGCUCUGCAACAACUCGGUGGGCUCGUACGCAUGCGCCUGCGCCCCGGGGUAUGCGCUGCACGAAGAUAAACGCAACUGCAUCGCUAUUAAUGAGCCUGCGGACGAGCCCUUGUCGUUGGUUGUGGUGACGCAAAUGGACGUGCGGCGCGAGUGGCUGGACACGCCGCGUUCUCGCAACCGCACGCUGCACGCGCUCAACGUCAGGGCGGUCGACUUCCACUACACCAACCGAACGAUAUGCUACGUGCACCACAACAUCAGCAAGUCUAGCAUCGUGUGCGUGGACGCGGAUGACUUCAGCAAGCGAACCUUUGUGGGCGCGCCUGACUUCUUCCCCGAUGUCAGCGCCGUGAGCCACCUGGCAAUAGACUGGGUAUCCAACAACUGGUACCUGGUGGACGGCGGCCGCGAGGCGCUGUACGCGUGCGAGGUGAGCCUGCGACACUGUCGGCUGCUCGUCGACUCCGCUCUAGCGAAAGUACACGGCUUCGCACUCGACCCUUCCGCGGGGUGGAUGUUCUGGACGGUGUGGGGCGCGACGCCGCCGCGCGUAGAGCGCGCCGCGCUGGACGGCGCCGGCCGCGAGGCGCUGGCGACGCUGAAGCUGGUGUACCCCUCGGCUCUGACGCUGGACCUCGCCGCCAGGGUCGUGUACUGGGCUGACGCGUACCUCGACGCCGUGGAGCGAGUCGACUACGACGGAGCCAAUAGACGCACCGUGCGAAAGGGUUAUGCGACGCAGGAGCUGCAACAGAUCUCGGUGCUGGAGGCGUCGCUGUACCUGCCCGUGUGGCGCAACUCGUCCGUGGCGGUGGUGUCGCGCUACGGGCGCGGUGCGGGCCCGCGCGCGGAGCUGCGGCUGGCGGCGCGACCGCUCGCGGCGCUGGUGUUCCACCGCCAGCGCCAGCCGCCGCUGCACCACCCCUGCGCCGUGCGCAACGGUGGCUGCCAGCACCUGUGCGUAACGGCCUACAGGAGCGGCAAGCCGCACGCCCAUUGCAUGUGUCGCCACGGGUAUCGACUCGCCGGCCACGGAGACUGCGAGCGUGUGGAGGUGGACAGUUACCUGGUGGUGGCGCGCGGGUCCCCGCCGCUGGUGGUGGCGCUGUCGCUGCGGGGCGCCGGGGCCGAGGGGGGCGAGGCCGUGGCGCCGGCCGCGCACGCCGCCCGCCCCACGGCCGCCGACGUGGACCUGGCCGCCGGUCACCUGUACUACUGCGACGUGCACAGGUACGAGAUAGUGCGACAGAAGCUGGACGGCACGGGACGCGAGGUGUUCAUCGGCGAUGACGUGGACAACUGUGAGGGGCUCGCCGUCGACUGGCUCGGGAGGAACCUGUACUGGACGGACGACGCGUUGGGCCAGGUGUCGGUGGCGCGGCUGGACGACGCGCGCACCCGCCGCGUGCUGGUGCGCGAGCCGCACGACCAGCACUACCACCCGCGCUCCAUCGUGCUCCACCCCGCCAACGGCACCAUGUACUGGUCGGUGUGGGCUUCGGUGCGGUCUGAGCGCGGGCGCAUCGAGACGGCGCUGAUGGACGGCUCCUCGCGCCGGGUGCUCCUCGACACGAAGCUGCACUGGCCCGGGGGGCUCGCGCUGUCCCCCACCUACGACGAGCUGUACUGGUGCGACACGUACCUCAACAAGAUCGAGCGCCUCGCGCUGCGCACCGGGGAGAGGACGGUCCUCCUCGACGACACUACCUCCAAUAUACUCAAGCCGUAUGGACUCGCACUUUAUGAAGGGUGGGUGAUAUGGAGCGAGCACGGGACGGGCGCGGUGCGGCGCCGGGAGCCCGACGGCAACGUCACGGAGCUGUACCGCCUGCCGCCGCCGCUCUACGACCUCAAGCUCGUCUCGAACUCCAACGUGCGCGGCAACAACGCGUGCCGGUCGGUGCGAGGCGGCUGCGCGGAGCUGUGCCUGGCGGCGCCGCUGGGCGCGCGCACGUGCGCGUGCGCCGAGGGACGCGCGCCCGCGCCGCUCGACCCGACGCGCUGCGAGCCCGCCGCACAGCGCGCGUCGCCCGCCUGCCCCGCAGGGACCUUCGCUUGCAAGCACGGGCGCUGUAUCGACAUGUUGUACGUGUGCGACGGAGACCUCGACUGUUCCGACGGCUCCGACGAAGACUCGCUGCCGACCGGACCCUGCGCGAACGUGACCUGCAACGAGGAGCAGUACACGCGCUGCGACAACAACAGAUGUAUCCUCAACAGCUGGAUCUGCGACGCACAGAAAGACUGCAACGACGGCAGCGACGAGACGGCGGAGGCGUGCGCGCGCACCACGUGCCGCGCGCAGCAGUUCCAGUGCGCCGCCUCGCGCCGCUGCAUCCCCGACUGGUGGCGCUGCGACGGCGCGCCCGACUGCGGCCGCGACGACCUCAGCGACGAGCAGGACUGCGCCGGCACGCCCUGCUCCGGCCUCACCUUCGCGUGCGACAACGGCGCCUGCCUGCCCUGGGAGUUCUACUGCGACGGCCACGCCGACUGCGCCGACGCCAGCGACGAGCGUGCCUGCCGCGACGCCUCCUCAGCGGCGCCGCCCCUGCCGUCCCUCCCGCCCCGCAGGGACCACGCACGCCCUCAGCACGACAACGGGGUAUGCGAGGAACACGAGUUCCAGUGCAACAACACUGAAUGUAUUCGGAAGGAAUUUCGAUGCGACGCACACGUCGACUGCCUGGACGGAUCGGACGAGGUGGGCUGCGCGUCGGACACUAUCCCUCGCACGAGCCCUCGCACGCCGGCCCCGAGCACUAGCACGGCCCGCGCCGAGGCGGCGUGCUCAGGCCCCGCCCUGCGCUGCGACAACGGCACCCGCUGCGUGCCGCUGCAGCAGCUGUGCGACGGCGUCGCCGACUGCGCCGACGGCGCCGACGAGGCGGACCGAUGUGGAGAGCCGAUGUGUUCGCUGGCGGCGUGCUCGCACGGCUGCCACGCGGCGCCGGGCGGGCCGGUGUGCUCGUGCCCGGCGGAGCUGCAGCUGCUGCGCGACGGCGUCACGUGCGGCGCGCGCGCCUCCUGCGCCAGCUGGGGCGCGUGCUCACAGGGCUGCGUGCCGCACAAGCACCGCUACAAGUGCACCUGCGACCAGGGCUACCGCCUCGCCGACGACGGCUUCACCUGCAAGAGUACAGACGGCGUGACGCCUCUGUUGGUGUUCAGCAACCGACACGAGGUGCGCGGUGUGGAGCUGCCGGCGCUGACGGCGCGCGCGCUCAUCUCCUCGCUCAAGAACACCAUCGCGCUGGACUGGCGUCGCGACCCCGCCUCUGGGGCUGUGCAGCUCUAUUGGACCGACGUCGUCGACGACAACAUCUACCGCGGACUCAUCGUCGGCAACGCGCUGAGCGGCAUCGAAGCGGUGGUGCGGCAGGGCCUCUCCACAGCGGAGGGACUGGCGGUGGACUGGGUGGCCGGCAACCUCUACUGGGUCGAGAGUAGUCUGCAUCAGAUAGAGGUGGCGCGGCUGGACGGCCAGUACCGGCGCACGCUCAUCGCGGGCGACAUGGACAGCCCGCGGGCCAUCGCGCUCGACCCCCGCGUAGGUUACCUGUUCUGGAGCGACUGGGAGCAGGCGGCGCCGCGCAUCGAGCGCGCGUCGCUGGCGGGGCGGCGCCGCAGCGCCGUGGUGCGAGUGGACGCGCUGUCCGACGGCGCCUGGCCCAACGGCAUCUCGCUCGACUACCGCGCGCGCAGGUUGUAUUGGAUCGACGCGCGCUCGGAUUCGAUUCAUACGACGGACUACGACGGCGGCGAUCACCGCGAAGUGCUGCGCGGUCACCCGUCUCUGUCGCAUCCCUUCGCCAUCACGGUGUUCGAGAGCCACGUGUACUGGACGGAUUGGCGAAGCAACAGCGUCGUCAGAGCCACCAAGUGGAACGGCAGCGACGUGACGGUGGUCCAGCGCACGCUGACGCAGCCGUUCGACGUGAAGGUGGUGCACCCGAGCCGCCAGCCGCCCGCGGCGCACAACCCUUGCGGCGCGCGCAACGGCCUGUGCUCGCACCUCUGCCUCAUCGACUCGCCCACCGAGCGCGUGUGCGCGUGUCCGCACGUCAUGCGCCUCGCGCCCGACAACCGCACCUGCGAACCACACGAGAAGGUGCUGCUGAUGGGGCGCGCGGGCGAGAUCCGCGGCGUGGACCUGGACGCGCCGCUCGUGCACAUGAUCCCCACGGUGUCGGGCCCGCUGCUCACCGCGCCGCACAACAUACAUUUCGUAGCCGCCGAUAGCGCCAUCUACUGGGCCGACACAGAGACAAACGAAAUAAAACGCACCGGGCUGACGGGUGGCGGGGUGCGCGUGGUGGCUGACAGCGGCGUGGAGCUGCCGCGGGGCUUCGCCGUGGACUGGGCCGCUCGGCUGCUGUAUUACUCCAGCGGGUCGGCGCUUGUGGUGAGCAACCUCGCCGGCGAGUACACCGCCGUGCUACUGGACGGGCUGGACAACAUGACGGCGCUCGCCGUGGACCCGCGCCGCGGCAAGCUCUACUGGGCACUGGCGCUGCGCAGCGAACGCAUCGAAGUCGCGGACGGCGACGCCGGGAACCGCCGGACUCUCCUAGACGCUAUCGCCGACCCGCUCCUCAUGGGCAUCUCCAGCAUGUGCGUGGACAUAGACUCCAACCGCUUGUACUGGGUGAACACGGGCUCCGCCACCAUGCAGUACCUGGACCUGGCCACCGAGAAGUUUUAUACGUUGGAGACGCAAGGGGCGGCGGCGCGGCCCGUGGCGCUGGAGGUGUACGGCGACUCCCUGCUCUGGGCUGACGGCAACGAGCACACCGUGCGCUCCUGCGACAAGCGCUCCUGCGCGCACGACACCAACAAACUGCUCAGGAAUAAUACCGAGGGCGUGAUCUCACUGCGCGUGUACGACGCGCGCGUGCAGCGCGGCGUGACGGGCGCGUGCUCGCUGCGGCGCUCGGCGUGCGCGCAGCUGUGCGUGCCGGUGUCGGCCACCGACAGCCAGUGCCGCUGCGCCGCCGGCUACGUGCGCGACGGCGCCGCUUGCUCCGCCGUCGACGAGGUGGUCGUGUACUCGGUGAGUUGGGAGGUGCGCGGCGUGGCGCUGAACGCCAGCGGCGGUGGGCGUGGCCUACUGCCGCCCGUGCCUCAGCUGACGCUGGCGGCCAGCAUCGACUACGACGCGGCGGGCGAGUGGCUGUACUGGCUCGACUCGGAGGCGGGCAGCGUGUGGCGAGUGCGGCGAGACGGCACCCGGCGUGAGCUCCUCCUGAGCCAGCCCGCACCGCUCGACGCGCAACCGGCCGACUGGCUCGCAGGUCUCGCGGUGGACUGGCUGAACGAGAACGUGUAUUGGUCGGAGCCGCGGCGGCGCCUGGUGCAGGUGUCUCGCCUGGACGGAACUCACCGCUACGUGCUCCUCGACACCGACCCGCUACCGGUCACCUCGUUAGCCGUGGAUCCUGUUCGUGGAUGGUUGUUUAUGGCUGGCGGAGGUUGGAUCCAGCGCGCUCGACUGAAUGGCACGGAGCGAGAUCUGAUUUACAACGGCACGGCCGUCGCAGACAUCGCUCUCGAUAUGAAGGGCGGCUGGGUGUACUGGGUAGAGUCGCGCUCGGCGCAGGUUCGGCGCACGCGGUACGAGGGCGGAGCGGCCGAGCUGGCCGCGCAGUUCCCGCCGCUUCACCACCCCGUGGCGCUCGCCAUCUACAACGACUCCCUCUACUGGCUGGACACGACGGCGAACCGAGGCAGCGUGCUGUCGGCGCCUCUGAGCAACAUCAGCGCGUACCACGUGCUGCGCGACCACGUGGGCGACAGCCUGCGUGACGUGGUGGUGUGGGCGCGCAGCGCGCAGCCGCGCCCCGCCGCCCCGCCCUGCGCGCGCCGCUGCGCCGCGCUGUGCCUGGCGGGGCGCUGCGCCUGCCCGCACGGCCGCCUCGCCGCAGACGGCGCGUCCUGCAUGCCGUACGAGUCCUUUCUGCUGUUCUCGCGAGUCACCGAGAUCGACAGCGUCCAUCUGGAGGAACGGGACCUGAACUCGCCCUACCCUCCCAUCCGCGACAAGGAACUGAUGCGUAACGCGAUCAGUCUCGCGUACGAGUACGCGGGUUCGCGCCUGUUCUACUCCGAUAUCCAGCGCGGCUCCAUCAACACGGUGCUCUUUAACGGCACGGACCACCGAGUGUUGUUGGAGCAGGUGGGCGCCGUCGAGGGCAUGGUGUUCGGUGUGAGCACGCGCACGCUGUACUGGACGUGCAACAGCGCGCCGGGAGUGCGUGCCGCGCAGCUGGACGAGCUGCUGCGCGCUUCCUCGGCCAAGCGCACCGCGCGCGUGUCCACCGUGCUGCGCCUGCCGCGCGGCGACCGGCCUCGCGGCAUCGACUUCGAGCCGUGCGAGCGGCGCCUGUACUGGACCAACUGGAACGAGUCGCACCCCUCCAUUCAGCGCGCCUACACGAGCGGGCGCGCGCUCCAAACGAUCGUCACCACCGAUAUACUCAUGCCCAACGGGCUGGCGCUCGACCACGCCGCCAAGCACGUGUACUGGGCGGACGCGCGCCUCGACAAGAUCGAGCGCAUGCACUACGACGGUUCACACCGAGCCGUAGUCACCCGAGCCUCCACCGAACACCCCUUCGAUCUCGCGCUCGCCGGCGACUGGGUCUUCUGGACCGACUGGCUCGCGCACGGCGUUUUCCGAGCCGAUAAGCGCGCCGGAGGAGCCUCGGCGUUACGCCGGGACGUGCCUCGACCCAUGGCCGUGGUGGCCGUCACGCCCGACCACCAAACCUGUUCGUCGGACCCCUGUGCGAUACUCAACGGUGGUUGCGCCGAACUGUGCACGCUCGACGCGCGCGGGGCCGCCGUAUGCGCGUGCGGCGCGGGGCGGGCGCUGGCACCCGACGAGCGAGCUUGCAAGCCCGCGAACGCGACGUGUCCGCCUGCGCAUUUCGCGUGCGCCGAGGGUCCGUGCGUGCCCGAGGAGCUGGUGUGCGACGGAGUGUCACACUGCAGCGAAGGGGGCGACGCCAGCGACGAGGAUCUGUACUACUGCACGUCGCGGGUGUGCCCGGGCGACACGCUGCCGUGCGGCGCGGGCGGGCGCUGCGUGACGGCGGCGCACGUGUGCGACGGGCGCGCCGACUGCGACGACGGCGCGGACGAGGCGCAGUGCGAGUGCCCCGCCACGCACUACCGCUGCGACGACGGCGUGUGCGUGCCGCUGGCGGCGCGCUGCGACUCGGCCGUGCACUGCCCCGACGGCUCCGACGAGCGCGGCUGUCCGGCCUGCGUCGGCGCCCGCUGCGACGCGCUCACCACCGAGUCGAACGCCAUCGAGACGAGCGCUCGGUCGGAGCCCGCGGCGGCUCCGGAAGGUUGCAGCUCCGACCGGUUCACGUGCGGCAGCGGCGAGUGCGUGCCUCUGUCGUGGCGCUGCGACGGCCGCAGCGACUGCGCCGACGGCUCCGACGAGACGCUGCACUGCAGUCACCGCAACAGAACGUGUGGCGCGGAGCAGUGGACGUGCCCGGAGUCGCGCGUGUGCGUGCCGCUGUCGGCGCGCUGCGACGGCGCGACGGACUGCCCGCGCGGCGAUGACGAGGCGGGCUGCGCGUGCGAGCCCGGCGCGCCCUCCUGCGCCGACACCGGACUCUGUCUUCUCCCGAGUAUGUACUGUGACGGAGACGCAGACUGCGCGGACCGCUCCGACGAGCCGGCAGGAUGCGUGGCUAAGAGCGCAGCGUCCCCCCACCCGGUCCCCGGCCCGCCGGGCUCUCAGGGCCCGCCCGGCCCCGCGCUGUGCGGGGCGCCCGGCACGUUGCAGUGCGCAGGUCGCUGCGUGCCGCGCGAGCACGUCUGUGACGGCCGCGACCACUGCAUGGACGGUGAAGGAGGCGGAGCCGGCUCAGAUGAAGAUCCACUCAUAUGUGCGUCAUUUGCGGACGGUAUCGAGGGGCUUCAGGACGCGGGACGGGCGAACGCGUGGCGCGGGACGUGCGUGCGCGGCCAGUGGCAGUGCCAGAACGGCGCGUGCAUACCGCGCACUGCGCUCUGCGACGGCGUAGACGAUUGCGGCGACUACACCGACGAAUGGCACUGCAACGUGGCCGAGUGCGCGGUGCAGAACGGCGGCUGCGCGCACAACUGCUCGGAGCUGGCCGUGGGGCGCGCGUGCUGGUGCCGCGCCGGCUGGCGCCGCGAGCCCGACGCGCGCGCCUGUCGCGACGUGGACGAGUGCGCGGAGGACGAGCCCUGCGACCACCACUGCAGAAACACGCUGGGAAGCUUCGUGUGUUCGUGCGCCGCCGGCUACCGGCUGAUGGCGGACGGCAUCACCUGCACGCCCAUCUCUGCGGUGCGCGCCAGCCUGAUCUUCACGAAUCGAUACUACAUUCGCCGCGCGCCCGUUCUGAGCGCGACCGGGCCCGCCAACGACCACGAGGCCAGCGAGCUUCUCGUGCACGACCUCACCAACGCCGUGGCGCUGGACAUGGACUGGGCCACCGGCUGUCUCUAUUGGAGUGACGUCACACGACUCGGUUCUUCCAUCCGCCGCUCCUGCUUAACCGAUCCACACUCGAUAUCGGCGCCUGCGCUACUGUCCACGUCUGCCGCGUCGCCGCAACACCAGCUGCUUCACAGCGCCACUUUACAAAACCCAGACGGGCUAGCGGUAGAUUGGGUCGGUGGCAAUUUAUACUGGUGCGAUAAGGGCACAGACACACUGGAGGUGUCGCGGCUGGACGGAACUCACCGGCGUGUUUUACUACGAGGGAACCUCAGCGAACCGCGAGCGCUGGCGCUACAUCCCAAGCACGGAACCCUGUACUGGUCGGACUGGGGCGCCGCGCCGCACAUCGGGCGCGCCGGCAUGGACGGCUCGCGCCGCACCGUGCUGGUCGCGGCGGGCCUGUACUGGCCCAACGCGCUCGCCAUCAACAGCGCCUCCGACGAGCUGUACUUCGCAGACGCGCGCGAGGAUUACAUCGCCGUGUCCGACCUCGACGGCAAGAGGGUCCGAAUACUGUUCUCUAGAGAGCGCAUGCCGUGGCUCCAGCUUCACCACGUGUUCGCGCUGGGCGUGUGGGAGGGGCGCGUGUACUGGAGCGACUGGGAGACGCGCGCCAUCGAGAGCUGUCGCCGCCGGCCCGACAUGCGCUUCAAAGAGAGCAACGCGAGCACCGAACUGAGGACGGGCGGCGCCUACGACUGCCGCACCGUGCUACACACCGUUCACAAGCCCAUGGACCUGCGCGUGCACCACCCCGCCAGGCAGCCGCCCGCACCCGAACUGUCUGCGCUGUGCGCGGCGCUAAACUGCUCCGGUUUGUGUCUGCUGACGCCGGCGGCGGAGGGCGGCGAGGGUGCGGGCGCCCGCUGCGAGUGCCCGGAGCACUGGGUGCUGGCGGCGGACGGGCGCUCGUGCACGCCCAACUGCACGUCCGCGCACUUCGUGUGCGCCACUGCGCUUAAGUGCAUCCCGUUCUGGUGGCGCUGCGACACGCAAGACGACUGCGGUGACGGAUCGGACGAGCCCGCCUCGUGUCCGCCCUUCCGCUGCUCGCCGGGCCAGUUCCAAUGCGAUAACGGCCGCUGCGUGCAUCCCGCUCACCUGUGCGACGGCGCGCAGCAGUGCGGCGACGGUUCCGACGAGAGGGACUGCGACAAAUUCACGUGCCUGUCGUCGCAGUGGAAGUGUCGCGGCAACAGCUCGGCGGGAGUGUCGGCGCGCUGCGUGCCUGCGGGCGCGCGCUGCGACUCGCGCCGCGACUGCCACGACGGAGACGACGAGGACGACUGUCCGCCGAGAACCUGCCCGCCCUACCACUUCAUGUGUGCGAACGGCGGCUGCGUACCACUGGUGUGGAUGUGCGACGCGGACUCGGACUGCGGAGACGGAUCCGACGAGACCGGCGAACUGUGUGCGACACGCAGCUGCGCCACUGACGAGUUCCGCUGCGGCAGCGGCCGCUGUGUGCCGCUGGAGUGGGUGUGCGACGGAGAGCCGGACUGCCCCGGGCGGGAGGACGAGGCUCAGUGCGGUGCGGAGCGCGCGCCCGCGCCCUGCCAGGCCACGUACUUCCGGUGCCCCGACGCGCGCUGCAUCCCGGGCCGCUGGCGCUGCGACGGCGAGGACGACUGCGGCGACGGCGCCGACGAGAUGCGCUGCGAGCCCCGCGCCUGCUCCGAGUCGGAGUUCCGCUGCGCGUCGGGCGACUGCAUACGCGGCGCGUUGCGAUGCUCGGGCGUGCCGGACUGCGCCGACGCCAGCGACGAGCGCGACUGUGACGCGUGCGGGCCGGGCGCGCGCGCCUGCGCCUCGGGCCGCUGCGUGCGCCUGGAGUGGUGGUGCGACGCCGAGCCCGACUGCGACGACGCCAGCGACGAGCUGCAGUGCGGCGCGCGCGACGUGGCGGCCUGCGCGCCUCCCGCCUGGCGCUGCGACGGCCGCCUGGACUGCGCCGACGGCCGCGACGAGCUACCCGCGCUGUGCGAGGCGCACGCGUGCCCGCACCCCAUGUUCAGAUGCAAGAACGACACGUGCCUACCGUUCAACCUGGUGUGCGACGGGUUCGAAGACUGCGACGGAGAUGAGAAUCCAGCUUUCUGCGACCGGCGUCGCUGGCUCGGCGAGGAAUCUGUGUGCGAACCAGACGAGACGAUGUGUGACGACGGACGUUGCGUUGCCAUUAACGCGUCCUGCGAUAAUUACGGUGAAUGCCGCUGGGACACCUGCUCACAGCUGUGUCUGCGCAAGACUCAUGCUCACAUGUGCAAAUGCGCGGCGGGAUUCCGCCAACGCGUUCUUCCGGACGAGUCCAGCACGUGCGAGGCCACCGGCGACCGGCCGCGGGUUUUGGUCGCCGAGGGCGGGGACGUGCGCCUCUGGCAUGCGCUCAAGCACGAGCGCACCACGAACAAAGAAGAACCUGAGCUGCAUAUAGACAGGAGUACCGGUGUAGAGAUUUGGUGUUUGAGCGGGGCGCUUCUGGAAGGCGAGUGGUGGGUAGUGUGGGGCGACGACGCGGGUAAUCUGCACCGCGCCAAUCUCACUGCGGGCCUGGCGGCGAACGGUGAGGAAUUCGCCAGAAACGCCGAGAUUAUCGCUACGGCUGACGCGCCGGUGCGCGGCUGCGCGUUGGAGCCGGUGUCGCGGCGCACCUACUGGACGUCGGGCGGGGCCGUGUACGUGAGCGCGCUGGACGGGCGCGCGCGCGUCACUCUGCAUUCGCGCGCUCUCGGCGCUCCCGACGACCUGGUGCUUCACAACGCCACGCGACAGUUGUUCUGGUCGGAACGCGGCGCCGAGCCGGGAGUGAUGGCGGCGGGGCUGGACGGCUCUGCCCCGCGAUGGCUGGUGCGCAGGCGGGUGCGGCGCGUCACGGCGCUGGCGCUGGACAUCUGGGCGCGGCGCCUGUACUUCGUGGACGGCUACUACGACACGCUGGAGUCCGUGCGUCUGGACGGCGGUGAGCGCGUGCUGCACGCACAGUUCACGCAACGCCCUCCCGACGCUCCGCUCCCGAUACACGUCUACGUUAACGGAGACGUACGUCACGUGGGCAACUCGACUGCGGCCGCGGUGGCGAACGCGUCGGUGGUGUACUCGCGCGCGUGCCUGCGCAUGGCCGUGUGGGAGGAGUGGGUGUGGUGCGCGCGGCCGCGCGGGCUGGCGCGCAUCCCGCGCCGCGCCGCGCGCCGCGUGCAGCCGCGCGUGCAGGCCCCGCGCCGCGCGCUCACCGCGCUCGCGCUGCUGCACCCCGUCAUGUUCGCGCACGCGGGAAGUUCGGACCCGUGCACGGAGAACGGGCGACCGGCGUGCGACGAGAGCGCGCUGUGCGUGCUGAGCGCGGCGCCGCGCGGCUACGCGUGCCUGUGCCCCGACGGGCUCGUGGCCCUCGACGAGACCGUCACCGGGGAGCGGCGCAAGUGCGUCAUAUCUCGAGGCGAGGUCGACAGCUCCACGGCGAGUGCGGGCCCUCGCGACGACGCGACGUGCCCGCUGUCGUGCGGGCCGGGCGCGUGCGUGCUGGAGGGCGGCGAGGCGCGGUGUCGCUGCCCGGCCAUGUUCGCGGGCGCGCACUGCGAGCACUACCGCUGCGCGCUGUACUGCCACCGGCGCGGGCGCUGCGAGCUGGACCUCACCGCGCCGCGCGCCCCCGCGGCCGCGGUGCCGCUGCGCUGCACGUGCUACGGCGGCUACGGCGGCGCACGCUGCGAGACGCGCGUCGCGCCCGCCCCGCCCGCGUCCCCCGCCACGCCCCCGUCCGAGCAGGAGGCGUGCUCUCGCACUCGCUGCCAGAACGGCGGGACGUGUAUAUCGCACGGAGACGCAGCCACGUGUGCGUGCGCGCCGGGGUUCACGGGCGCGCUCUGCGAGUGUGCGGGCGAGCGGUGCCAACCCAACAUUUGCCAAUCUUUCUGUCUCAACCAGGGAACGUGCAGCGUGUCGGCGGUGGGCACGGUGUCGUGCUUGUGCCCGCGCGCGUGGAGCGGCGAGCAGUGCCAGCGACCCGCCUGCGAGGACGCCGACUGUGCCACGCCGCACUCGCGCGUCCCCGCCCCGCGCCACGAAGAAAACGACACGCGUAACCUGAACGACACCACCACCACCACCACCACCACUACUGAGACCGACAAGAUUGCGAGGGCCGCACGGUGUUGUAGGAUUCAAAGUGUUGGGCACGUAAACAGCAGCGCCGUGUUAAGUAAGAGUUACAUCAGUGAGCACAACCUCCACAAACAGGUUUCGCGACCUCGACCUUGCGCACGGCGGUGUGAGUGUCGAGCGAGUGCGACCGAGGCCGACCCCUCCGCGGAGCGCGGCGAAUGCACUCGCCGUGCGCACAGGGCCGCCGCAGAGCUAGAGCGUGCAGCCGCACACACGUGGCGACGCGACGACGUAUCGAUCUCGUAG
Arctia plantaginis is the source of this 13566-nucleotide messenger RNA. The record is from the annotation of a GenBank genome assembly. NCBI's taxonomy places the organism in Eukaryota, Metazoa, Arthropoda, Insecta, Lepidoptera, Erebidae.